AUGGGCGGCAGCAAAGAAAGUCGGUUGAAACAGAACAUCGACAGCAACUACGCGGAUCUGAUCUGUGUGGUGCUAUGCUUCCUGACGGGUCUCUGCGAUAGUUCAGCCUUCAAUGCCUGGUCGUGCUUCUUGGCUAUGCAGACUGGAAACACGAUCGUCCUCGGCCUGGGCGCUUCGAACCUGCCCCGCGACGCGCCCUACGGCUGGCUCAAAUCCCUCGUGUCGAUCAGCAGCUUCCUGCUGGGCUCGUUCUGCUUCAGCCGCGCCGGCCGGCUGCUGGGCCCCACGCGGCGCGGGACGCUGUUCGCCUCCUUCAUGGUGCAGGUGGCGCUGAUCGUGAUCGCGGUGUCGCUGAUCCAGGCCGGGCUGAUCGCGCAACCCAACGUUAACAGCGCGCACCAGCACCACAUGCUGCUGGACCUGAUCCCCAUCGGCCUGCUGGCGUUCCAGUCGGCCGGCUCGAUCAACUCCACGCGCUCGCUGGGGUACAACGAGAUCCCCAGCGUCGUGAUCACGAGCGUGUACUUCGACAUCGCGUCCGACAUGAACAUCUUCGCCGGCAAGAACGUCAAGCGCAAUCGCCGCGUCGCCGGCGUCGUGAUGUUGCUGGUCGGGGCGAUCGUCGGCGGGUGGUUGAAUCGCAGCGCCGGCGGGAUGGCGUCGACGUUCUGGUUGGCGGCCGGCAUUAAGUUUCUGAUCGGGUGUGGGUGGUUGGUGUGGGCGCCGAAGAAGCAGGAUGGAAAUUAG
This is a messenger RNA of Aspergillus fijiensis CBS 313.89, 747 nucleotides long. Its product is annotated as YoaK family protein. The record is from RefSeq and is a predicted model, not a curated record. The transcript has 2 exons. Bases 1 to 747 code for a protein of 248 amino acids. NCBI's taxonomy places the organism in Eukaryota, Fungi, Ascomycota, Eurotiomycetes, Eurotiales, Aspergillaceae.